UAUGGAUUUCACAGAAGCCACUCCCAUGAUAAAGACAUACCCAUCUGAUCCAUGCAAUUCGUUUUAUGAUCCUUUUUCAACAGCAGCCCCAUUUCCUGUAGAUUUAUUAGAAACUCCUCUGCAACAGUAUUCUUCUGCAUUGUCCUCUCCAAAGAGAUUGUCGCCAUCAAUUCACAUGAUGCCCCCAACACGACCACUAAUGCACCAGGCACAAACAGGGCAGACAAGUCACCCCUUACAUAUCUCAACCAUGGACAGUACUGAGGCACUAAGGCGUGAACUUGAAAGAGAGAAGAUGAUGAAAAGACUUUUGAUGACAGAACUCUAAAAUUCUUGUGUUUAUCAUGAGAAUAGCAGACUGGGGCCUGCCUAGUGCCUUGUGUCUUUUUACAUUCCACUGUGUUCUUCAAAACAAAAAUACAUUGCCGAAACCAUAUAUAUCUUAGUGCAUUUAAUUAAA
Molecule: messenger RNA, 460 nt
Organism: Pelobates fuscus (common spadefoot toad)
Lineage: Eukaryota; Metazoa; Chordata; Amphibia; Anura; Pelobatidae
Product: band 4.1-like protein 4B
Exons: 4
Coding region: 2-328 (108 amino acids)
Source: RefSeq, a predicted model, not a curated record